Molecule: messenger RNA, 2391 nt
Organism: Trichoplusia ni (cabbage looper)
Lineage: Eukaryota; Metazoa; Arthropoda; Insecta; Lepidoptera; Noctuidae
Gene: Parg
Product: poly(ADP-ribose) glycohydrolase
Exons: 11
Coding region: 253-2316 (687 amino acids)
Biological process (GO): carbohydrate metabolic process; regulation of DNA repair; ATP generation from poly-ADP-D-ribose
Cellular component (GO): nucleus; cytoplasm
Molecular function (GO): poly(ADP-ribose) glycohydrolase activity
Source: RefSeq, a predicted model, not a curated record
GGAUAUGUCAUAUUUGACAAUUCAUAUAUUUAUAGUUCAAUUCAUUCAAACGGCUGUUGAUUCUACUCAAGUUUACAUAAAUAUAACUUUGCUAACGCCGUUAUCAGUAAAUUUAAUGAGAUUUAAUACGUUGCUUACUUAUAUGAAAUCUUUAUGUCAGUAUACGUUCUAAUGAUUGAACGGAUACUUGAGAAUCGCUUGUGUAUUCACCUUUAAUUUACAGCGAGACGUAAACAAGUUUGCGCGUUUACAAUGAGUUCAGAAAUGGAUGGUGGUGAUAGUUGGCGCGGUGUGCCUUUGAGUGAGAUGUAUGGGUCGCAGAGUCCAUGGGGUUCGCCGGAGUUUUCACUCGUGUCUCCUUCAUUCAACCACGCAGUGUUGUACCAUGUGCCAAGCGACGGUUGUUUGGCAGAUGAUAAGCCGCCAAAACCUCAAAUCGGUCACGAUAAAUGGGAUUCAGAACAUGUCAGGAUGCCAUGCUCCAGUCACAGCCUGUACCCUGUUGAAGAUAGUAAUGGUGAAAGUCAUCUUAAGAAGCGCUGGGAGAUGAUAGAGAGUGCCCUGUCGAAGCCAAUACGUAACAGUCAUGAUUUGGCCAACACUAUACUGAGUUACAACACUAAGUUCCGGAACACCUGGAAGUUUAGAGGAUUGCACAAGCUGUUUAAUGAGUACUUAGAAGAAGAGGAAUCACAAUACUUCUUUGAUGUGACAUUACCAGAGAUUGCUAAACUAGCUUUAGCUUUGCCAAAGUUGAUCCAGUCUCCAAUACCAUUAUUGAAGAAGCACACAAACCGCUCAAUAUCAUUGUCACAGCAACAAAUAUCAUGUCUUCUAGCCAAUGCUUUCUUCUGCACAUUCCCAAGAAGAAACUCAACAAAACCAACUUCGGAAUAUAAUUCAUAUCCAUUCUUCAAUUUCAACACGUACAGGUUUUAUGAAGCAACAGAUUCUGAUUCAAAUCUGGAGAAGUUGAAAUGCAUCUGCCACUACUUCAGAAGAGUUGUGACUAAAGUCCCGGGCGGCGUGGUCUCGUUCACCCGCCGCUCGGUCCCGGGCCGCGCGCUGCCGGCCUGGCCGCGCUCGCAGCGCCCGCUGGGCUGUCUGCCGCUACACGUCGACGCCAGCAGGACUAUUGAAGAUGCUGACGGUCUUAUACAAGUCGAUUUUGCUAAUAAGUACCUGGGCGGUGGUGUAUUAGGACAUGGCUGUGUCCAAGAAGAGAUCCGGUUUGUGAUAUGUCCAGAACUGAUGGUGUCUAUGCUGUUUACUGAGGUUCUGAGUCCUAACGAGGCUCUCAUGAUUAUUGGCGCAGAGCGCUACAGUAAGUACUCGGGCUACGGGCAGUCGUUCCGCUGGGCGGGCCCACACUGCGACGGGUCCCCGCGCGACUCGUCGGGCCGCCGCCGCCGCGCGCUGCUCGCCAUCGACGCGCUGCCCUACUCCAGCCUCAGCAGGGAGUUCUCCAGGGACGCUAUCACUAGGGAGCUCAAUAAGGCCUGGGUAGGCUUCUCAUUCGACACGGACCCUCAGUCGGAGCGCGCGCAGUACCCGGGCGUGGCCACGGGCAACUGGGGCUGCGGGGCCUUCGGCGGGACCACGCAGCUCAAGAGCCUGCUGCAGCUCAUGGCCUGCGCCCAGGCCCGCAGGCCUAUGGCCUAUUUUACCUUUGGGGAUACGAAGUUGAGAGACGAAAUCGUGGAUAUGUAUAAUUUGUUGGCGAGGCAUAAUGUUACUGUUGGUCAACUAUACAAGUACAUAGUAAAGUUCUCUCAAGAGAAAGACGUGUCACAAUCGCAGCUAAACCUCUACUUGGAGCAAGUUGUGAAGUCGGGGACCAGCGCCAGUCCACCUCCAGCGAAUCGAAGCGCUCCGUCCAAGCGAAGCGACGAUGUCAUGGAAACUAGCAUCACAGAAACAGUUCCUGCUACAACAACAGACCUGGAAUCGCAGCUAGAAAACCAUUCGCCAGACUUGUUCACAGAAGACGAUAUAGACCAAAGUCUCCUAGAAGUUACCAUCGAAUCGGAGAAGAAAGAAAACCCACAUACAAACACAUCAACAAACAACCAAAGUACUGAUAAAAAUGAAGUAUCAACGCCACAAAAGCGCAUGUCUCUCUUUGAUACUAUGCAAGCAAUAGAAGGCGAUCAAAAUCCUACAGCGUCAAAUACAUUGCUCGGUAACCAAAGAAGGAAUUCGUUACUCAACGAUACUGACGCAUCAAUGGACGAAGACAAAUCCGACCCAGCGACGGAACUCAAAAAGAAAAUUACGAAAAAAAUCACAGACUAUUUUAGUAAGAAGUCUAUAUGAUCGUAUGACACUUGCAUUUUAAAAUGGAUUUUUAUUUUUUAUUAACAUUGGCAAUGUUUUUGAAUUAUAUGUUUU